AGGAGGGCGCAGUAUAAAAGCACUGGCGGCGCGGCGGCCCGGGCUUCACUCGCCGCCUCGCGCCGGGACUUGGAACGCCGCGGGCUGCACGGGCCGAGGAGAGGGCGCUGUGCUCGGGCUACCCAAUGCUUGGACUAUCUGCCGCCGCUGCUCGUGCAAUAUGCUGGAGCUCCAGAACAGCUAAACGGAGUCGCCACACCGCUGCCUGGGCUGGAUCGCAGCGCUGCCUUUCCUUAUGAAGAAGACACAAACUUGGAUUAUCACUUGCAUUUAUCUUCAACUGCUCCUAUUUAAUCCUCUUGUCAAAACUAAAGGGAUCUGCGCGAAUAUUGUGACGGAUAAUGUAAAAGACAUCACAAAACUGGUGGCAAAUCUUCCCAAAGACUAUAUGAUAACCCUCAACUAUGUCCCCGGGAUGGACAUUUUGCCAAGUCACUGUUGGAUACGGGACAUGGUAUUACAGUUGUCAGUCAGCUUGACCAAUCUUCUGGAUAAGUUUUCAAAUAUUUCUGAAGGCUUGAGUAAUUAUUCCAUCAUAGACAAACUUGGGAAAAUAGUGGAUGACCUUGUGGAAUGUGUGGAAGAAAACUCACCCAAGAAUGUAAAAAUAUCAUCCAAGAGGCCAGAACCCAGGCCCUUUACUCCUGAACAAUUCUUUAGAAUUUUUAAUAGAUCCAUCGAUGCCUUCAAGGACUUUAUUGUGGUAUCAGAAACUAGCGAUUGUGUGCUUUCUUCAACAUUAAGUCCUGAGAAAGAUUCCAGAGUCAGUGUCACAAAACCAUUUAUGUUACCCCCUGUUGCAGCCAGCUCCCUUAGGAAUGACAGCAGUAGCAGUAAUAGCAGGGCCGCCAGUUCCAUUGGAGACUCCAGCCUACAAUGGGCAGCCAUGGCAUUGCCAGCAUUCUUUUCUCUUGUGAUCGGCUUUGCUUUUGGAGCUUUAUACUGGAAGAAGAAACAACCAAAUCUUACGAGGGCAGUUGAAAAUACACAGAUUAAUGAAGAGGAUAAUGAGAUAAGUAUGUUGCAAGAAAAAGAGAGAGAGUUUCAAGAAGUGUAAUUGUGGCUUGUAUCAACACUGUUACUUUUGGACAUUGGCUGGUAACAGUUCAUGUUUGCUUCAUAAAUGAAGCAGCUUUAAACAAAUUCAUAUUCUGUCUGAAGUGACAGACCUCGUCUUUAUCUGUUCUUGCUACCCAUGAGUUUAUAUGGAUGAUUCAGAAAUUGGAACGGAGUGUUUUACUGUGAAACUGGCACUGAAUUAAUCAUCUACAAAGAAGACCUUGCAUGGAAUGGGACUCUAUUUUAAGGACUGGGGGGUCUUGUGGUCUCCUUUGGAACUUGCUACUGAUGUUGGGAGAGAAGGCAUGAGUCCCUGGCUAUGUGCACCAUUUACACGGCUCCAGAAAUGUCUAAAUGCUGAAAAGCCACAGAGCUUUAGUCUUCAGUGACAUCAUGAAGCCUGUAGUCAGCCUUGUCUCUGCAGAUAGAUUUCAGCCUGGAUAGUAGGGAUAAUACAUUUUUCUCAAAAGAUUCUAGAAAAACUUAGGCGAAAACUCAAAAACGUCAGCCACUGUAUAGCGUAGAAAGAAGUCGGAGUGAAGCAAUGUGAUAGGUAACAUGUCAGUUUUGUAGUUUUUAAUUAACAGUAUGGGUCGAAUCUUGAUUUCUUCCCAAUCUAAGCCAUGCUCUCCCAUAUCCCACUAGAACAACAACAACAAAAGGGUAUGGUGGGCUGGCUCUGUCUAUGAAGGGGAGCCAGGACUGACUUAGAACGAUGCCUGGGCAGAAGGGAGACCCAUGGAACGUCAUCGAGGAAGAACUAUGGACACUGAAGAACAAAGCAAUCUGCCAAGGAGGAGAUUUGGUGCCCUGAUGAAAAGUCUUCCUUUCUCCUUGACCACUAGAAUGUACAAAUUGUGUUUGCAAAAUAUAGUAUGAUGUGUUUAUGUCCGGAAACUAUUGCAGAGUUAUGUAAAGGGACUUGUGGGAAAAUGCUGAAUGGAUGACGGGCUUGCUUUUAAUUUCCACCAUGGGAGAGAAUAUACAUAAAUUAUGAUAUUUAGUAUCUAAGGUUAGAAAAACUCACCCCCACAUUAAUAUGGGUGUUGGAAACUAAGCUCCUUGGCUUUUAUAGAACACAAAGAAUCAGGAAACUUUAGUUAUUUAUAGAAUAACCAUCAUUGUCUGUUUAAAGACUCAUUUAUUUAAAAUCAGGCUCUCUCUAGUUCAUCAACUAAAAGUUUUUUAAAAAGGGAGAUUUCAUGUCAUUAUGCAUGUCAGCCUGCUAUUUAAAAUGUAUGACAAGCAUUGUCAUAUUAAAGCGAAUUUGGAAAGAAUCCCCAAGAUGGACAUUGUGCAUUUAAACUAGAAUUUGUAAGAUAUUAUGUGAACUCCCCCUUACCAGUUGUUUUUAAAGUCAAAAGAACAUCUGAAUAAAUGUAAAAAAAUUUUUCCUAUUUUUAGUGAAGUUUUUUUUUAAACAUACCAUGAAUAUAAUGGAUCCAAAGUUUUCCAUUUCAACUUAAUCCUUGUAAUAACACCAUUGCCACCCAUACAACGAUGACCAUCUUCAAUGGGAGAAUACAAAGGUAUGUGAAAAACUAACUGCUAGCUUUCCUUCCAUCUCAAAAGUCCAAAAAUUUCUGAGCUAGUUAGAUUUUUAGCUCAUAUUCAAAGCCUACCCAAAUACAACUCUAGUAAGUGGCCUUGGCUCUUUUGUAUACUAAAGAGCCCAAAUGAUUUCCACAGUCCCUUUCUUCUCAAAAGGCCUGUGGCUCCUCAAACACUCAUUCAUUUAAGACAGUCCAUAUGCAUUGGUGCGGCCCCUCUGAGACUGCUGGUGCAAUCAAAUAAUAAUAAAAUCAGAGAUUACCUUAACUGCCAAAAGGACUUGUAUUGGUGUGAGCCACUAAUUAUUUUUAGAAAAAAGUAAAUUUUAUAUAGAUUAAUAUGAGAUAAGUGUGAAGAAGGCGACUGAUACAUUUCAAUCUAAUGGUUUGAUUUACCUAUGUCUUCAAUUUGCUUGGGUGGACAAAAUGCUGUUUAAUGAGCUUGAGAGCAUGGUAAUUGUGCUUUUGUUCUCAUAUCUAAUAGCUGGGACUUAACACUCAAGGAAAAGGUCUUAUUUCUUAGCAUCAAAUGAAUUAGUAAAUACAGUAAGUUAUAGAACCUGGCAUGAUAGGGGAAGGAAAAAGCAUUGUGCCUAUUAAAUGUAUUAGUUUAUUGAAAGUUAUCUGAAUUGUCCAUUUCUACAACACUGAAAUUCAAUAAAGUGCAUGAACAAUAGAAAAUGCUGAACAUUAUUUUGGAUACUAGCUGCUUGGGCAUUAACUGUGUCAUGUCUGCUUUGGGAUUAAAAGAUGUAUGUUGGCGCUCAUUCGAUCCCAUGUGUACUGAAUAGUCAGCUUUGUAUAUUGUGGAAAAUUCACAUUAUGAUGAUAAAUUAUGAGAUCAUCACCGAAACUGAUGUCUUUUAAAAUGAUCCCCAAAUUCUGCAAACUUAAUUUAUAAUGAAAUUUUUGCAACUCUUUGGUGGAAACCCAGUCUAUUACAAAAUCAGCUUUGUGAUAAAUGGGGCCUUCCCAGUGAAACUAAAGGGCUCCUGGAUGCUGUAUCAUAAUUUAAUGUGCUUAUGACCACACUGCCACUUCGACGUGUCAGAAGCAAGCUGAUUUUAAUACAAUGAAAGAACAACUUAUUCUCUUAAGAAGGAUAUAUACAUAUAUGCAAAAUAAAAACAUGGAAAACCCAUAUGAAGUAUUUGAUUUUGGUAAGAGUAAAAAAAACCCAUUUCAUUAAAGUACUUCAAAAAACUUUGUGGCACACUUUGGUGCUUUAAUUCAAUUGAAGUUAUAAUGAGUACAAAAAUACAUUCAAAAAUCUUAAGCAUUAAUUUUUUUCUGCAGCUAUGUUUUAGUUUCAAAUUUUAAUUCCAAUAUGGGUUUUUAGCCAUUUCCUGUGUAUUUAAGAAAUACAACCCCGAUAAGGUAGUUUGGCUGGGUGAGAGGUACAACGGGAAAGACCUCAGGUGCCGCCACACUGCCAUUAAAUGAUGUGAUAAAUUACCUCUUCUUUGGAUCUCAAUUUUUUAUUUCUAAGUACAGUGAAGUUGGAGGUCGCACCUUAGGGUUGAGCCCUUAUUCCUAUGAGUACAUAGCUGACAAAGAAGAUAAAAUAGAGCUGAAGCUAUUUCAUGCAAAAUGCCCAACUUUGGCCUCUGUGAGUGUCUUGACCAUAAAAAGUCAUUGCUGUUCUUGUUUCUAAUGUAAAUAGGGCCCAUUAGUAAAAGUGAAAUUUUCAGUCUGAAGUAGGGUUAAUUGGGUAAUUGUUUACACAACAGAUGGCUUUUACUUUUGCUUAAACAAACGUUUUGGAUCACCUCAGAAGAAUGAAAAGCAGCAGUGCAGUUUAGUCAUUUUAGUCUGGACGAGGUACUGUAAGAUGCGUGUGACAUUUGGAAAUGCACCAAAUGAAGCAUUUAAAUGAUUUCAUCAUAUUGAAAGCUAAAAGCAGAAGAUGUGAGAUGCUCAUGGGCUUUGGGGAUGCCAAAUUUUCUAGAAUAAAUGAAUAAAGAAGUAACCCAUAAGUUACAUUUUAAAACUGGGGGAAAAGGGAAUUAAAAUUUUUAAGAAAACCAGCUUAUCUCUGGUUUAUCUGUGGAGUUUAACCACACAACUUAUGAUGUUGCUUCUGCCCAUGAUUAGUCUUGCAAUGCCUUUGCUGAUAACAAAAAAAUAGUGGUACUUUUGGUUCAUAACCAAAUACUGAUUUUAAAAUGAUCAGUAUUGAAAUGGGCACUUAUGAUCCUAAAAUGUUUGCUAAGCAAUGUCUAUUUUUAUCUGCCAUUGCCAACUACAUCCUUUUGAUGUUUUUAAAAAUAAACUUAAGGUAAUUGCUUAAACUAAAAACUAUGGUAUUUUCAAUUACUUGAUUUCUGAGCUACCAGAUUCACUAAAUAAUAAUGUUCCAAUCGAAAUAUCCUGUUCUUCUGUAUUCUAAGGAUUAAUGUGUGAUUAUAAUGUCCACUUGCCACUGUUUUUAAAUCAAUGGACUUGAAAGUUGUCCAAUGUUUAGAUGGAUACACAGAUAUUCUACUAGUUCAGUCAUAGAUUGGAGUUUGCAUAUUGUAAUGUAAAUGUAUGUCAACACUAUUCUAAAUAGUUUUAUUAUGACUGCAGUUUAAUUAAAUAAAAGAUUGUAAAAUGUGAUGUGUAUGUGUAUAUACUGUAUGUGUACUUUUUAAAAUAGGUAUAUGUCCUGACCCUUUUUUAUACAGGUUUGAAUUUGAAAUUACAUUAUAUAUACAUAUACUUUAUUGUUCUAAAUAAAGAAUUUUAUGCACUAUCA
Molecule: messenger RNA, 5346 nt
Organism: Ochotona princeps (American pika)
Lineage: Eukaryota; Metazoa; Chordata; Mammalia; Lagomorpha; Ochotonidae
Gene: KITLG
Product: KIT ligand
Exons: 10
Coding region: 236-1057 (273 amino acids)
Biological process (GO): positive regulation of cell population proliferation; cell adhesion
Cellular component (GO): plasma membrane
Molecular function (GO): cytokine activity; stem cell factor receptor binding
Source: RefSeq, a predicted model, not a curated record